AUGAGGAUAGUCCUGAUAAGGCGCUGGGUCGUAUUUAAACCCAGGGUUCUCGAAUUCAGGUUUCUCCAUGUCAACUCGACCAUCAGCUCGACCGAGUUGAGUUUCCUCUGUUUGGACUCGAUCGAGUCCGCUGGUCGAGCUCUGGGAGGGUCUUGGGCUGGGAGUCUCCUUGGUGUAGUGAGGAGGGAUCGACUCCUAGGGAAAGGAGAGGUCAUGGAUGCCUUGUUCUUCUUAGAUGAGGAACUAGCCACCUUCUUCUCUAGGCUCUUGAUCUUGCUCACCAUCUUGUCCAUGGACUUUUGCAUCUUCUUCAUUGCCUUCCUUUGCCACUUGUUGAACUUUUGGAGAAGUCAAAUCUUCUUGUGA
Molecule: messenger RNA, 366 nt
Organism: Microthlaspi erraticum
Lineage: Eukaryota; Viridiplantae; Streptophyta; Magnoliopsida; Brassicales; Brassicaceae
Source: the annotation of a GenBank genome assembly